UAGUUUAUGAUAACACAGCUGACAUAAACAGGAAUCAGAAACUAACCUCGAAUAUUUCUAUAAAGUGUUUCUUGAUAUUACAAGUUUUUUUUAAACAUCUAUUUGAGGUACUCAAAAGAUGGGUUGGGGAUUAGAAGUAGCUAAGAUGUUUCUGUAUAUAUCAUUUCCUGUGGGGAUAUUUCACUAUGUUAAUCAGCCAGACUACUUUGAAAAAUGGGUGGUAAAAACGAAGGAAGAAUAUUUUCCACCUGUAAGUAGACAAGCAACUCUGGAAUUGGAAAACUUUAUUCAUGAGUUCAAUACUAACAUUGAAAGGCAACGUUUGGAAGAGAUGGAAUUGCAGCAUAAAAAUAAGUAGUGAAGAAAAGAUGUGAUACUUUUAAUCAUAUUGUAAGAAUAAUAUAUAUCUUAUAUAAUACAAUUAGUAGUAAAAAAUAAAAAUGAUAAUGAUUUUUUAA
This is a messenger RNA of Linepithema humile (Argentine ant), 458 nucleotides long. Its product is annotated as protein PET100 homolog, mitochondrial. Gene Ontology annotation, biological process: mitochondrial respiratory chain complex IV assembly. The record is from RefSeq and is a predicted model, not a curated record. NCBI's taxonomy places the organism in Eukaryota, Metazoa, Arthropoda, Insecta, Hymenoptera, Formicidae. Gene Ontology annotation, cellular component: mitochondrion; mitochondrial inner membrane.